GCUGAAGCCAGAGCAACCUCGUCGAUGCCCAAUGUCACCCAGCACUCUCUCGAACCCAGCCCAGAUAUCUUCACCAUCAUCUGCUGCAACGACAGCUUCCAACUCGCCCUCGAUCACAGCACCAUCAAGACUCUGCUUCGAUUUUGCAGGCGUGCCCGUCCUCUCCUGAGCUCCAAGCUGGCUUACUUCCACACCUGGUGCCAGAAGGCAGGACUGUGUCAUCCAGACGGACAGCUGCGAAUCGGACUCACGCUCAGCGACCAGAUUGCCAUCUCGCUGUACUGCGAGGAUCAAGAGACAACCGACCGAUACUGGCUCGAAGAUCAAGCCGACCAGGGCUGUAGCGCCGCCGCGUACUUCUUGGCUAGAAUCCUCCAAGUUGAACUCGCUGGCCAGCCAAAAAUCAGCUGGCCCGAGCGGAGAAAAGCACAAAUGGAAAUCUUCCACCUCUUCAAAGCAGCGGCCGAAGCCGACCACACGAUGGCAAAGUUCCACCUGGCUGACUGCUAUCGCAAUGGGCUCGGGGUCAACCAAGGCCUCGCCAAGGCCAUCGAUCUGUAUCGCAGCCUUGCAGAACGUGGAAUUGCGCAAGCCCAAAUCGCCCUCGGUCACUGUUAUGAAAAUGGCGAAGGAGUCGAGCAAGACUUUGACUCAGCCAUCGAAUGGUAUUCCAAGGCUGCCGACCAGGGCAGCCACGGCGACAGCCAGUUUUGGAUCGGAGAAAGCUAUCGUAGUCGCAGGGGAGGAUCGGAGGGCGAACAGAAGGCAUUCGAGUGGUUCAGUAAGUCGGCCGAUCAAGGCAAUUUGUACGGGCAGUGGAGGGUUGGUUGGUGCUACUCGAUUGGAUGUGGAGUCACCGAGGACCGCACCAAGGCAAUCGAGUGGUUUCGCAAGUCGGCCGAGCAGGGCAAUCGAUACGGACAACAUUGGCUCGGCUACUGUUACCACGGUGGCAGAGGUGUCCCCGAGAACAUCGACACCGCCGUUUUCUGGUAUCGCAAAUCCGCCGACCAGGGUUACAACUAUGCCAUCAACAACCUCAAGCAACUCGGCAAAUGGCCCUGA
Messenger RNA from Polychytrium aggregatum, 1065 nucleotides. RefSeq lists its product as uncharacterized. The record is from RefSeq and is a predicted model, not a curated record. Bases 25 to 1065 code for a protein of 346 amino acids. NCBI's taxonomy places the organism in Eukaryota, Fungi, Chytridiomycota, Chytridiomycetes, Polychytriales. The transcript is spliced from 2 exons. Gene Ontology annotation, molecular function: protein binding.